AUGAAUGAAGCACCUUUUGGAAUUUGUGAUACGUUGGCGGAAGCUGGGCAUCGGGUGGUUUUCCUCGAGCCCCUCUUCCUAGAUGAAGUCUCGGCCAGAGGUCCCACCCAUCCCGGCGUUGAGAAAAUCGAAAUCCCGGCUCCUGAAUCGGUGAGAAAGUACGUCGCGCUACUCCGUUUCGCCGCGCUGGAGCACUUAAAAGGUUUCUACGCCGACCCCGAUUUCCUCUCAAAAAUCCGCGGCUACCACUUCGAUUUGGCGGUUUCGCAGCCGAUGGAGGCCUCGGGUUACGCUCUGUUUUACAAGCUUGGGCUUGAGAAGUUUGUGACGGUGUUUUCGGCGAAUCCAGGUGCGACGUAUCCGGUGAUAUUUGGGGCGCACUCGGCGGUCUCCUGGGUGCCAACUAUGCUUUCUCGUGGGAUCGAAAAAAUGGGAUUUCGCGAGCGCGCUCUCAAUUGGUAUUACACGCUGUUGGAGCGGCCAGUUUUCGACAGCUACGAGGGAUUCGACGAGUUCAUGUACGCCCAAGAGCCCGCGUACCCGGGGUCGAAGGAGCUAAUGUUGCGCUCCUCGUAUCUGUUGCUCAACUCCGAACCCCUGUUGGACUUCCCCAAGCCUUUGCACGCCAAGAUCGUCUACAUCGGCGGGAUCGCGGUGCCGAAAUCUGUGGAACCGUUGAGCGAGGAAUUUGACCGUAUCCUCGGCGAGCGAAAGCACUCUGUUUUUAUUUCAUUUGGUUCGAUGGCCAAAUCGGCAGAUAUGCCGAUGGCGUCAAGGAACGGGCUGGUGGUCGCUAUGAAAAGGCUGCCCGACGUCACCUUCAUCUGGAAAUAUGAAAAUCUCAGCGACCCUCUAGUCAAAGAAUUGCCACAAAAUGUCUAUCCGGUUGCGUGGGCCCCGCAAUUGGCGUUGUUAGCUGAUAAACGCCUCUCGGCUUUCGUUUCUCACGCAGGAGCUGGUAGCCAGCAAGAAGUUGCAGCUAGCGGAAGGAAGGUGCUCUGCAUACCAAUCUUUGCUGACCAAUUCGCCAACUGCCAGCAAUUAGCGCGGGUCGGGGCCGCUCAAAUUUUCGAUAAAAACGACCUGAAGGACGACAAAAAGCUGGUGAAAGCUUUUAAGGAGCUGCUAGACAACGAUGACUUGUCGAAAAACGCCGAGCAGCUUGCCGAAAUGAUAGCCGAGAAGCCAUUUACGGCAUCGGAGACAUUCGUUCGGCAUGUGGAGUUUGCAGCGAAAUACGGUCCCCUCCCGCAACUCGACCCAUACGGCCGGCAACUCUCCUUCAGCCAAUAUUACCUUCUCGACGUCAUCGGAAUUCUAGUUUUCGCUCUAAUUUUGACAAUUUUCAUCACUUGGAAAAUCUUGCGAUGCAUUUUUGGUGCUAUUUUUAGGAAGCAGAAGGUGGAA
Mesorhabditis spiculigera is the source of this 1407-nucleotide messenger RNA. The record is from the annotation of a GenBank genome assembly. Lineage: Eukaryota; Metazoa; Nematoda; Chromadorea; Rhabditida; Rhabditidae.